AGUUUCCAAAAGAAUAUCGCACAGGCUGGUCGUGAAGUCUUGUCCCGGGAAGUUUGUAAAUUUUUUGGCGGCAAAGUCCGUGAGCAUGUGGUGAUGAUUUUUUAUUUAAAAAGAAAAAUUGAUUUAGGGCACAUCCACCUUGUUUGGGGACCACGGGGCGCGAAUCCAAAUGAAAACAAAUUGUAAAGAAAAGAGAACCAACAUUGCGCGAUAGCAAAGUGAGAAAAUUCAAACGCACCAAAAUUCGCACGCACAGAAUUUCCGCACAUGGACGGCAGAGAAGCUGAAAAAAAAUUAAAAUAAAACUUUGAUAAGAUUUUGUAAGUAUUGUGCGUGAAUGAAUUAUUUUUCUCAAACACACUGUUGCUGAUAAAAGACUAAAUAAUACAACAAAAAGGAACAGCAGAAAAAAUGAUGAUGGGACAAUGUGUAAAUUUUAUGUGUGAAAGAAAGUCAAUUUGCUGAAUAAUUAAUUGGUGAUAACGCAAAGUGUGGUAAAAGAAGAUUACCGCGUACACGCCAAUUUAAACGAAGCGCAGGACUGUUGAAGCUCUUUCGGCAACAUGCAGCUUACAAUCAGAUUUUGGCUGCUGUUUGCAAUGGGUGCAAUGGGCGCCACAUCAGGAGAUCACCUGUCCCCGCGGGAACGUUUGCAGAUGCACAAGGCAUGGCUGGAACGACGAGCAGCAAAGAAGGCUCAACUGCAGGAUCUCGAGAAUUCCUCCCACUUCAGGAGAGUUAUUAAAUUCAAAAAUGACCGCGAACCAAUACACACCAAUGAUAUCUCCUUCAUGCCGAAGCAGGACUUUGAUGCACCCUCAUCGUAUGAUGAGAGUGAGCGCAACAAGUACGACGUCUUCGAGGCGGAAAUGAAUAUGACAACAACAGCCUACCCCACGACUACAGAUGUGGUAGCAGAUGAUGAUGAUUUACAAAAGGGUCCCCCCAGUGUAGUGCAGCUGAGGAAUAGCGGAGGGAAUGUUGAGGGCACGAGGUGGGAAUCCGCAGAAACGACGACGACACCUGAGGCAACAGCAAUGCCAACGACCUCAGCAUCCUCCAGGUCAGAACAGGGACGGAGGAAUAAACAAGGGAACAAAGGGAAGAAUCACCAGAAGCAGAAGAAAGGUGGAGGCAAUGGGUACAGAUACUGGGGCCCAUGGGGAAAUUGGACAGAAUGUUCUAGGUCAUGUGGAGGAGGCAUUAAGAUGCAAUCCCGUGAAUGCAUAGCUAAAGUAUUCAUCAAGCAGGGUGCGGAGAAGGCCAAUGGAGUCAUCGUCCGAAAUAGCACAGAAUGCAUUGGACUGUACAAGAGGUAUAACAUCUGCAAUGAGCAGGAAUGUCCCGAUGGGAGCCAUCAGAAGGAUUUCCGUGAGCACCAAUGCUCCCAAUUCAACUAUCAAACUUUCCGCGGGAAACAGUAUGUCUGGGAGGCAUUUUUAAAGGAGGAUGCCGAGUGUGAAUUGAAUUGUAAGCCCGUUGGACUCAAUUAUUUCGCCACAUUGAACAACACCGUGAUUGAUGGAACGCCAUGCACGAAACCAGCAGAGUACUAUCGGAGGAACUUCCAGGGACGAGCUGUGUGCGUUGAGGGAAUUUGUAAGAUGGUACACAACAGUGGCAUCAUCGUGGGGGCCUACAUGAAUAAUGGUGCAGUCCGGUGCGGAAAUUUGAUUUGUCGUCCAAUUUCUGAGAUCUUCACAAAGAGCCCCCUACCCACGGGCUAUGUCCACAUUGCCACAAUCCCGAGUGGAGCCUCAAAUAUCUCAAUAACAGAGCAGAAAAAUUCAAUUAAUCUGCUUGUUUUGCGCAAUGAGAAUCAAUCGUCCAUCAUCAAUGGGGACUACACGGUGUCCUCGAGUGGGAUUUAUGAGGCUGCUGGCACCACAUUUGACUAUCGACGCAUCGACAGUGCCAUCAAUGGAGUCACAGAGUGGAUUACAUCCCUUGGCCCCACAGCAGAGCCCGUGCAACUCAUGGUUUUGGCACAGCAGCAGAAUCCAGGGAUAAAGUAUGAGUAUUUGCUACCCAUCAAUGCACUGUCGUCGUCGGGAUCAGACGAGGAUGGCACGGAGAGUAUGUCGGCGGAAACGGAAGCUCCAUCGAAGGCAUCAACCCUCAAAUCCGGCAGUGAGACCGAAGGGCAACCACAGAGGCAUCGCAGAAGGAGAUUCCAGUGGAAAGUUCUGAGAUUUCAGCCUUGUAGCAAAACUUGCGGAGGCGGCAUCCAAAGCCCUGUAAUAAAAUGCGUCCGGGAUGGCUCUGUAAAGAUUUCACCGCCAAAGAAAUGUGCCCAUAUUGAGAAACCAACUCUGACCACGCAGCAGUUGCGCUGCAACAUCCAACCUUGUCCGCCAUAUUGGAAAAUCUCCCCGUGGGCUGAAUGCCAGUGCGGUGUGGACAAUGGGAAUCAACCCUUCCAGACACGUGAGGUACGCUGCGUUCAGGAAAUCAAUGGUGAGAGAGUCAUUCAGGUUAACAAUGCUGCAUGCGUUGAGGAGCAACCUACAAGUCGACAGCCGUGCGAAUGUUCAAAGCUAGUGAAGCCCCCACAGAUGGAGGUGCAUAAAAAUCACCUGGCUCCACUCUACUACCAGCACGGAUUGGAGAAUGCAACAACACCCAGACAUACGAGGAUGCAGCAUCAGCACAUAUCGAGAAGAACGAGAAAAUCAGGAGUUUGGUUGGUGUCUGACUGGACUAACUCUUGCUCCGUGGAUUGUGGAGUUGGUGUACAGUUCCGUCAGAUUUUCUGCGACAGAGCACCACCAAGUAGUGAUCGGUGUGAUCUCAAAUUCACCCCAGACAAUGUGCAGCAAUGCAUUUCGGAGAAGAGAUGCAACUUUGGGGAAUGGUUUGCUGGACCUUGGAGUGAGUGCUCUGGAGACUGCUUCAACCUUACGAGAUCUCGACAAAUAUUCUGCAUAAGGGAUGAAGCAAUUAUUCAGGACAACAACUGCGAUGAAUCUGUAAGACCAGUAACGACAAAAUCAUGCAGUUUGUCCGAGAUGAAGGAGUGUGGCCCACGGUGGAUGUACUCUGAGUGGACAGAGUGUACAAAACCAUGCGGUGAGGGGAGUCAGAAGAGAGUUGUGAAGUGCUUUGAGCCAAAUAUCCGUGAGAAGUUGAUGCAGGAAUCAGGUGAUUGUCUCUAUUCGGAGAAACCAAUUGCUUUCCGCAGAUGCAACUCUCAUCAAUGUGAUGGAACAGCCACGACGGAACAGUAUUUAGCAGACCCCCGUGUGGAUCUCGUACAGAAUGACAUUGUGCAGGAGUGCACAGAUGAUUUCCCCAAUUGUCACUUCCUCAUCCACCAGACACGUCUCUGUAGUCAUUCAUACUACAGCACACACUGCUGCCACACAUGCAGAAAAAUUGAGGAGCAUUACCACAAUUGAUGAAUUCCUCGCUCUCAGUUCGAGGAAUUUACCUUUAGACACAUAGUUUAAUGAUCACAAAUUUGUAUUGUGUUUCGAUAGAUCUUUUUUUUUGUAAAUUAUUUCAAAUUAUUUUUUUGCUUCUUUUCGCUCAAUAUCCUGCCAUAAUCAGCAUUAAUACACUUCAUUUUUCAAAACCUUUAAAA
Lutzomyia longipalpis is the source of this 3583-nucleotide messenger RNA. It is a transcript of the gene loh, whose product is annotated as thrombospondin type-1 domain-containing protein 4. Gene Ontology annotation, cellular component: extracellular matrix. The transcript has 12 exons. Gene Ontology annotation, biological process: extracellular matrix organization. The record is from RefSeq and is a predicted model, not a curated record. Bases 564 to 3398 code for a protein of 944 amino acids. Gene Ontology annotation, molecular function: metalloendopeptidase activity. Lineage: Eukaryota; Metazoa; Arthropoda; Insecta; Diptera; Psychodidae.